This is a messenger RNA of Striga asiatica, 381 nucleotides long. Lineage: Eukaryota; Viridiplantae; Streptophyta; Magnoliopsida; Lamiales; Orobanchaceae. The record is from the annotation of a GenBank genome assembly.
AUGGCCUUGGCAUCUCUGACCAGUCCGGUUUUCACCAUAGCUGGAAAUCCCAUGUUCGGCGCGCGAUUCUUGGGCCGACCAGUGAAAGAAAGUGAGGGCCUUUUUGGAAUUAACGGGCUCUUUGAGCUGGAGGAGUAUUUUUCGAACCGUAGGUGGCCUUGUUGCAGUGAAUCGACGACGGAGGUGAUGAUGGGGUCGUCGUUGGCGGUGGUGGUUUGCGCCGGCCGUGUUGAGGUGGCGAUUGGGGAGAAGAAUGAGAAGGGAUUCUGGAUUGGAUUCGACCGGCGGAGGGUAAUUGCCCGGAGUAGAUUAGGCAUUUUUGGUUUUUCAUCGGCGUCUCCGCCGCCACGGCGGUCACUCACUCGGGUGCAAAUUAAGUGA